GGUAGACGAUUUACCAAGCAGGUCAGUCCGUGUGUUCUCUAGCUGAACCGUUAUAAUCAUCAGGCAUUCCGUCUUACUUUCAGUGCAUUCUUGUUCUGCACCCAUGCGGCUAGGAUAUAAGACUUUCGUAAACCGCCAGCCAUUGGUCAGACUGUCAUAUGAGCACAAAAAGUUUUUUUUUUUACUUUUGCCGUGGCCUAAGUUACGGUGUUCCAGGCAGUCUUAUCUGGGGUAAAUAUAGUCUAUAGUCCACUGUGCGUAUGGACAUUCAUAGCGUUUCUGUUUGACCUCUAUUCUCAACAGAAAUCUCGUUAAUACUUACAAAUGUUAUCUGUUGGACAGAUGGAAGGUAAUCGACAGAGUGCUUUCGUAUUAGGCAGUACACCACUGACAGCGCUGCACAACAUGACCGAGAUGAAGACUUCUUUAUUCCCCUACUCCUUACAAAAUCCCUCGGGGUUUAAAGCAUCAUCACUCACCAAUAUAAACGCACAGAUUCCCCUGGGAACACCACAUGGAAUUAGUGACAUCUUGGGCAGACCUAUCACCAUGGCAGGGCAACUGCUCUCGGGUUUUCCAAGGAUAAACGGAUUGGCAGCCUCUGCUGGAAUGUACUUUAACCCUGUAUCUCGGUAUGCCAAACCACUGACGGAACUCCCGGGAGGAGCGCCCAUCUUCUGGUCGGGAGUCAUGCAGACCACCCCUUGGAGGGAUUCACGGGUGCCAUGUCCCGCUCAAGCUAAUAUGUUGCUGGACAAGGAUGGAAAGAAGAAGCACUCAAGACCAACAUUUUCAGGACAACAGAUAUUUGCUUUGGAGAAAACUUUCGAACAGACUAAGUACCUUGCCGGUCCAGAGAGAGCUCGUCUUGCUUAUUCCUUGGGCAUGACGGAAAGUCAAGUCAAGGUUUGGUUUCAAAACAGGAGAACCAAAUGGCGAAAAAGACACGCUGCAGAAAUGGCAACUGCUAAAAAGAAACAAGACUCUGAAACGGAGAAAAUGAAAGAGACUUCGGACAUCGAGGACGAUGACGAGUACAACAAGCCUCUGGACCCAAACUCAGAUGAUGAGAAAAUUACGAGACUCCUGAAAAAACACAAGACUAAUCUAUGUCUCAUCAGCCCAUGCAGCAAUAGCUCGGACACAUUAUGAUGGCAUCGUUCCCCAGUCGGCUGAUUUAACCAGGGUAUAGGCUAAAAGCUACAGAAAUAUAUGGAAUAAAUGAAUGGGUAUAUUCGUUUUACAGACGAACUGUGAAUACAUAUGUAUAGUUUUUAUGACUUAGUCUAUUGUUUAUUACGAACAGUCCUAUAUGAGACUUUGCAGCUUCAAAAUAAAAUAAAUAUUUGAAGGUCUAGGCUAUCUGCUGUCGGAAGGCUGUAGUCUAGUCUAAUACAGGACAGAUUAGUCCUUGCAUUGGCUAUUUGUAUUAACUUUAAUUUCCUUGGCUGUACGAUGUCUCUCGGGUAGGCUAUUGUAAAUUAUUGUGUAUAAGUGUUUUAACAAGGUUAGUUUUCACUAAGGUGAAUUUUAUUCUAAUUUAAAGCGUGUGAUAUGCCAGCCCCACAACAGGCCUGCAUAUACAGAUGGAUUUUUGAAUGUUAGAAAUAAAAAGUAACGGCCUAUUUGGGCCUACUUAUGGAAAGACGAGAAAGAGAAAACUUUGUAUCACAAAUAAAUUAUUUAACAACAUUUUAUGAUGUCCAACUGGUAUUGAUAGUUGCUUAUCUCAUUUUCUCCUAUUUUGUGGAGCCUCCUGUUUCUCUUAUUAUAUAAUAUUAUUAUUAUUAUUAUUAUUAGUAGUAGUAGUAGUAGUAGUAGUAGUAGUGUUGUUGUUGUUGUUGAAUUAACACAGAAUUUGAAAUGCUUUGGUAACAACCUUCCACAAAUUCCGGGUUAGUAAUAGCCUAUAGUCUACGUGAUUCUGCUAUAGCCUACUACACAUAGCCUACAUUAAGGACUAAAAUCCAUACGACCUGCACGGGUAGCCUUAGUUUGUGGUUAACAUUAAAAUUAUGUCGGAUAGGCAUGAUAUCAUUAUUCUUUGUCAAAGGACAGUUGGGCUUCGAAGCUUAUCGCCUUCUGUUUUUCACAUCAUUUGUUGUAAUAAGGACGACUAGGCUACUCCUGGAGACGCACGUGAUACUACAAGGUCUUAAACCAGUAUCUGCGUGGGUGUAUGUUUAACGACGUUGUGUAGCUUUUGGUGGCAUGACAAUCAAUGCCUAAAUCUCCUUUACCAGGUAAUUAAAUACUUCCCCUGACGCUGGAGCUACAGAUAAAGUUUUUAAGUAACCUACUUCCUAAAACAACUAUUGGAUGAUCAUAUAAACGCUGAUGCAAACUUAAAGAUAAAACUAUGCUAACGGCUGCAACGCACAGAGCUAUCUAUAUGAAGCAAUCAUUGAGGGUCUAAGUGUUAUCAAUUGAAAGAUCAAAUCUUUACAGCCCUCCAAAAAUCGCUGGUUUAAGCUGUAAUGUACGACGACAGAUGGUACAUCCAGACAUUGCUUCAACGGUUGCAGAGGGCAAAGGACAGUCACAUCUCCAGGUAAGCUGCUUUCCAUCUGUCCACAUUUUUUUUAAAUGUAAUUUCGUAAUAAAAUGUUCAAAACAAUACACAAGAAAAUCUUAACUUAUCAAGAGCCAUAACAUUGCCAUGUAAGACAAUGUAAUAAACCAGUGUCAAUACAUUAUGGGCAUGGUCAAUUAGCACGGUCAAAUACAAAUACUAACAAUACAAAUAAACUUAGCAAUGUAAGCAAAUGUGUUUUUGCCUUGCACCUUUUCUAAAUGUAUAAAAAUGGUUGCAGACUGUGAAGGCAAAUCUUCCAUUUGAAAACAUAUUUCAGAGUAAAGAAAUAUUAGUUAUGCAGUUUUGCCAAUGACUGUAUUAAAGGUCUAUGUGUAAGAAAUAUUCUUCACUUUUCCUGUUUGAGAUGUUGAGGGUGAUGAGGAGGCUGGGGUGCACAGAGUGAGGUAUGAUACAAAGUUGUGGUUCUUCCAGAUAAUCAAAGGUCAUGGCAGUAAGUGGCACUUCAGUGACCCAUUUGGCAGUGAAAGUUUCUUAGUGAAAAAAUUUGAUUUGAUGAAAGUGAUUUCAUGUGUGUUUGACUGCGCGCGCAUGUUUUCUCUCUGUAUUUUCCAAGGCAAGUUUUUUUUUUGAAAUAUCCUAUUCAAAUUCUCUUUCUUAUUAGGAUACACACAUGUCAUGAAGGGCCCUCUUAAUAAGGUUUUAAUGAAUAUUUCUUGCAGAGCAUAGUAAAGGUAAAUAGAAUCCAUCUAAGUAUAUGAGAGUUUUUUCAUCAUACAUUUUGAUUUUAAAAUAAACUAAAGAAUAAAUAAACAAAUGAAUGAUGAAAAGAUGUGGCAGGCAACUAACCACCCAACUGGCAAACUGAACCAAAGCACCACCGGUUCACACCUUAUUAUCUGGGGAAAAUAAACCAAAGUGCAUCUACUCGAUAAGUUAGUGAUAGAUCAUUUCACAACCAAAACACGUUGGUUUUUACAUUAAAUAAAAUUUGAUGUUAAUAUGUAUACAACUAAAUGCUACAUUUUGUUUGGUAUACUAGUGUGACCUCUGUAAUAACUAACAUAACAAACGUUUAAUACAAUAAUACCACUCUUGCAGUUUCCACUGCUAUUAAAGGCAGGGCAAGUUUAUUUAUAUAGCACAAUUCAUACACAUCAAAGUGAUUUACAAAUGAGAAGAUUAAAAAAAAGAUAAAAAGGUAAAUUCAAAACAGCUGAAAUAACAUACAAAUAUGAAAGAUUAAAAAGGAAGUGUGCAAUAGAGCAGCUAAAAGAACCCAGGGAAAAAAAUAGAGUGCAGUUAUUAACAAAAAGUGUUGGGUUUUAAGUCCUAGAUUUGAAACCGGCUACAGUUGGAGCUCCUUUGAUGUCAUCAGGAAGUUGGCUCUAGCCCUGAGCAGCAUAGGAGCUAAAAGCUGCUCCACCAUGUUUAGUUCUGACAGUAGGUAUGCUAUUACCAACAGAUUUACUAAAAACAUCAAGAGCAAAAAUAUAUAACAGUAUUCAUGUCAUUGCCCACCAGUAUUUCAGUGAAGGCCAUGUCAUUUCAGGUAGCUAUACAGCUAGUCUAGGGUUCCAGUCAGUGUAAUGACCAAGAGAGGAUUAAGCUUGGCAAUCGGCAUAUGGCAUCAGGAAGUACAGUGGGCGAUUUCGCAAGUUUGGCCACUUGCAAAGAAAUGUGUGAUCUAUAAUUGUAAUGGUAGGUGUAUUUUA
Molecule: messenger RNA, 4248 nt
Organism: Clupea harengus (Atlantic herring)
Lineage: Eukaryota; Metazoa; Chordata; Actinopteri; Clupeiformes; Clupeidae
Gene: nkx6-2
Product: NK6 homeobox 2
Exons: 3
Coding region: 325-1152 (275 amino acids)
Biological process (GO): regulation of transcription by RNA polymerase II; cell differentiation
Cellular component (GO): nucleus
Molecular function (GO): DNA-binding transcription factor activity, RNA polymerase II-specific; RNA polymerase II cis-regulatory region sequence-specific DNA binding
Source: RefSeq, a predicted model, not a curated record